Messenger RNA from Linnemannia hyalina, 891 nucleotides. The record is from the annotation of a GenBank genome assembly. Lineage: Eukaryota; Fungi; Mortierellomycota; Mortierellomycetes; Mortierellales; Mortierellaceae.
AUGGCAAUGUCAAUGGCAACAGCAGAUCUCGACCACCUCGACACAGAGAAUACUACAACAGGACCCACACCCACGAAGGGAAACGUCCCAACCGAGACCCUCACGCCAACCGUAGAGACGACAGCCUCAAAAGCUGACUCUGGAACAACGGGCGCAGCAGAAGAAGGAGACGUCGAUGAUGACGAUAGAUCCAUUCACUUUGUGACCAUAGAGCCAGACACCCCAGCCAACACUGUAAUAACGACGACAACGACGACUACGACGGAAGAGCCACCUUUCGAAGGUGAUGGAGUAGACCCCGCAGAGGCCUUAAUCCCAUCUCGAUCUACCUUUGACUGGCUCGCCUACACUGUCUCCCUCAACUAUAACCGCCUGGCAACGUCAGUGUUCUCGCCAAUAACACGCUGGAACUGGUACGACCCCGUUCCGCACACAAGCAUCAUCCUCGGCGCCGUACCCUCCCAACAGCUCCUCGUUCAUCUCCAACGCGGCCAUGCGAUCCAGGAUAUUGUCAACAUGUGUGCAGAGUUCAAGGGGCACCUCCAGACCAUGACAGAGUUGGGGCUCGUACAGUCUGGACGUGGCAGGAGCGCGACAGUGGUAUUGUGUUGGCUGGUUUACUGCUACAAGUUGACCGUCGUCGAGGCUCAAGUGAUACUGCUCAAAGCAAGAGGACAGGUCGAUAAGAAUGUGUACUUGCAUCCGGAGGUGGUCUCGUUCUAUGACCAAGUCCAGGAGCAGGAAAAGAAUGGGGUACUUGAACGAAAGGUCUGGCCCGGCAACAACUCUCACUCUCAAGUCGACAACAACAAUGGAAGUAACGAUAGCAGCAGUGGUGGAGGCGGAGGUCGUACGGGAGAAUGCAGCGGUGGUACAAGUGGCGAUGCGUGA